CCGUAGAAGACCAUACUUUCAUUCCCGAGCCCACGGCUCGCCUUGUUUUGAAGCGACAAGUUAUCUUGCUCCAACUUCUCCUCUCCCUGACCCAAAAGAUCCUUUUAGACGGUUUCAGUGAUGGCACCUUCUAUUUUAGCAGGUCUCAGCCAAGGAUGUUGGGGGCCAUGGAAAAGCUGACCGUCGGGGAAAGCCCGUCUGAGCUCUCCCUUGCCGACGUCGUCGCUAGUGCCGAGGAACAAAACAGAGACAUCAAACAAAACUUUACUCUCCUCUGCACCGAACCCUUCAUUCUUGGAUCCACGGUACACGCGCAGUUAAACACACGGGCGGAGCUACUGGCGGACGAGAACGGCAAGGUACACACGAUAUAUGGCCGGGACAAGUACAUCAGCGGCGUCCUCCUUGAGGUUGUCCACGAUGCGGUCCAGCAGACAGCGAUUUCGGACUACACCUACCGCCUCCUCAAGCUCCUACAAGACAACCCGGACGACAAGGCCUACCGAGCCGUCAUUUUGCAGCAAAUUUCCAACGUCUGCCAUUUUGAAUACGGCCGUGUCAAAGCCGCCUUUCAGCGCACCCUCCACCGCGGCGUCAAAACAAGAAAUGGCAAGGAUCUCUUCAAGCGCCAGUCUGGCGCGCUGGACAAGUUCGGAAACCCCCGGGUGAAGAUGGCAUUCAACCCCGGCGACCUCGCUAAAACGGACCCGGGGCUUUAUUGCUUGACGCGUUUCUGCCUCCCCGAGACUGGUUAUGCGGAAGGCGCCUAUUGGUUGUCGAAGAUGGUUGAGGUCGAGGUCAAACAACCAUCACUCGGAGACUGGCUCGCUAAGAUGCAUACCGCCGCGUUUUGCGACCUCGUCCUGUUACUCGGGUUCAUCCAUGACCUCAACUUGGGGCUUACCCUGCCCUCGACAUCGCGCCAAAAGGGGCAAACGUUUGUCGCACGGUCGCAGGACCUGGCAACCGAACUGUUGGCGCUCAGGAGUGAGGUCGACAUCCGCGAUUUCACCGCCCCGGUCAGUGCCUUGCUCAAGCCGGGCUCGUCCAAGGGCGCCCUCCGGGCACUUGACCAGUUCAUUAUCGACAAGGUCGGCACGAAAAUGGGGUUCCUGUACGAUGACUUGGUUGAGGAAUGUCUCGGCUCCAUCGAUGGCGAGUACGAGCGGGAGAAGGUUAGGCUGGCCAGACAAGAAAAGAAAAAAGAAAUCGAAAACGCCGAGUGGAUACCAUUCCCCGUAUCGGCCGAAAUGACAACCGAGAAGCGCAUCGAACAACGGCGGGAAAAGGAAAAGACACGGCCAGCCCACGCCUCCCCGUACGACAUCAGCCCGGCUGCGCCGCCCGCCGAAGAGUCGGUGGCCGAAUCAGCUACCUCGGUCUUCAAGGUGAGUGCGGCAACGGCCAAGGUGUUCUCGACCCUAUUCGACAACACGCAGUCGCGUGGGGCGAUCAACUGGGUAGAUUUUGAGAGCGCCAUGGUCGAGCUACGCUUCUCGAUCAAGCCCACGUCGGGGUCGGCCUACACUUUCAUUCCGGCCCUGGGGACGGGGCUGAAAAAGUUCAAUGCCCAUCGCCCACACCAGGGGCGUAUUGAAGGCUGGCGUAUCUUGCACCUGGCCAAGCGGCUGACCAACAUGUAUGGGUGGGGGGAGAAGACUUUCGAGAUUGCCUAAGCUGUCACGGUGUCGGACAAGACACAAGACUGUUGACUUGUACAUGGUGCGGUCCGUCUGUGGAGGGGACAAUUUGGAAGGGUUGGUCCGCCUGUAGUUGCAUAUAUGUAAGGGCCGGUUGCCGGGAUGAGGUCAUCGAUGCUGCCGAGGUUGCAUGGAAUCGGACAUGUCCACCCGGGCCGAGACAAUGUGAACUUAGACGUGG
This is a messenger RNA of Chaetomium fimeti, 1881 nucleotides long. RefSeq lists its product as uncharacterized. The transcript has a single exon. Bases 156 to 1676 code for a protein of 506 amino acids. Lineage: Eukaryota; Fungi; Ascomycota; Sordariomycetes; Sordariales; Chaetomiaceae. The record is from RefSeq and is a predicted model, not a curated record.